AUGUACACUACAUCUUCUCUCUUCCUACACACCCUAGCACAGGUCGGCAUCACCCAUGCAUUUGUUAACUGGGGCUCCGAUCACCCUGCGUUGCUGGAAGACCUCGAGCGUCAACGCGUCGACCAUGGCGAUACCGUCGUCGAGAUAAUCACUUGUCCAAAUGAAAUGGCUGCUUUGAGCGCGGCUCAGGCAUUCGUGCAGGUUGCGAACAGGCCCGCCGCAGUCAUUGUGCAUGUUGACGUCGGAACCCAGGCCCUUGCUGGUGCCAUCCACAAUGCGAGCAGAGGAAAAGUUCCUAUCCUGGUGUUUGCUGGUGCAUCACCAUCUACUGUGGAGGGAGAGUUGAAGGGGUCACGGAACGAGUGGAUUCAUUGGAUGCAAGAUGUACCUGACCAGCCUGCAAUUGUCAGGCAAUACAUGCGUUUCACUGCACAGAUCAACGCACCCGAAAAUGUUCCUCAUCUUGUCAGACGUGCCCUCCAAAUUGCCACAAGCGAACCAAAAGGACCAGUAUAUCUCUGGGCACGGAGAGAAGUAUUAGAAAAAGAGAUCGAUGAAUCACUCUUCAACACUCCAGCAUCUCUCUAUAGAUGGCCUUCAAUCGAGCCAAGUGGGCUCUCCCCCUCAGCCGUGAACGUUAUUGGCGAUGCCCUGGCUCGCGCAAACAACCCGCUUAUCAUCACGUCACACAUUGGGCGGAAUCCUGCAGCCGUCGCCGCCCUGGAGAUGCUUUCCCGGCUGAUGGCUAUCCCUAUAUUCGUGACCUGCCCCAGUGCUACCAACAUAUCCCUCUCGCAUCCCUUUUUCGUGGGCGUUUCCUUCCUCGCGCCUGGUACACACACCCCGCUGCUCAGCACAGCAGACGUGAUCCUCAUCAUCGACGCAGAGGUACCCUGGAUCCCAAUGAACAAGGACAACCAAGGCAACUUCGAGCGCCCCAGCGACAACGCCCGCAUCUUCGUGAUCGACUCCGGCGACCCACUCAAAGAAACUAUCGGCAUGGAGCAUGUCGCGGGCGUAGCAGAGCUUGUCUGCCGCGCCAGCGCUGACGUCACGCUCUACCAACUCCUGAACUCCGGACGCACAGGCGCCGCGACAGGAUUCUACACACGUUCUAAGAGUAUACAGGUGAUACACGAUGCGUUCAUAGCAGACAUGCGUGACGCAGAGGCGCUUACAUCCGAGCCGAAUGUGCCGUAUACACCCUCGCGCAUCUUCGGGGCACUGCGCACAGCGGUGGAGAAUAAGGUCCCGCACCCUGCGAGUACACUUUACCUUAACGAGACGAUCAGUAACUACCCGCUUGCAUGGGCACACCUGCAUCCUGAUAUGCCUUCGGGCAUGUUGGGUUCCGGAGGCUCGUCACUCGGGUGGGCAUUAGGUGGGAGCGUCGGUGCGGUCCUAGGAGGCGUGAAUGCGGGCAAGGGUGUCGGUGGGGUGGGGUACGAGCUGGUAGUGAGUGUAGUAGGUGAUGGCACGUUCUUGUUUGGGGUGCCUAGUAGUGCGUUCUGGAUGGCGAGGCGGUAUGAAACACCUUUCCUGACGAUCGUUUUGAACAAUGGAGGCUGGAAAUCACCAAAGCUUUCCAUGAUGGGCGUGCACCCCGAGGGGCACGGCUCCAAGGUUUCUGGCAGCCAGCUCACUGUGGGCUUCGGGCCGGACAUGCCAGACUAUGUGGGUAUAGCGGUAGCUGCGACAGGGGGGUGGGCCUGGGGAAAACGUGUCGCUGCGGGCGAUCCGCUGGAGGAGACGAUGGCGGAAGCUGUGCGGAUCGUUGUGGAGGAGCGGCGGUGUGCGAUUGUGGAGUGUGUGUUAGAUAGUAUUUGA
Suillus clintonianus is the source of this 1827-nucleotide messenger RNA. RefSeq names its product thiamine pyrophosphate enzyme, N-terminal TPP binding domain-containing protein. Lineage: Eukaryota; Fungi; Basidiomycota; Agaricomycetes; Boletales; Suillaceae. The coding region runs from base 1 to 1827 and encodes 608 amino acids. The transcript has 6 exons. Gene Ontology annotation, molecular function: acetolactate synthase activity; thiamine pyrophosphate binding; flavin adenine dinucleotide binding. Gene Ontology annotation, biological process: L-valine biosynthetic process. The record is from RefSeq and is a predicted model, not a curated record. Gene Ontology annotation, cellular component: acetolactate synthase complex; mitochondrion.